UGGGGUUCAUUAGCGUCUUUUUGGUGCACCAAGCAUUCGGCUCCUUUUAGAAUCUGUCCUUUGACAUUUUGAACCAGCUCAUCAAAGACCAGCUCUACCUUAUCAUUGCGACUUUUGACUUUGACCAUAUAAAUUUAAUUCGACAUUCGAGCUUUCACAACUUUCUUUUGAAUCCUUUUCACAUAAAUCAUCACACUUCUUUCUUCACAAUGUCAUCCCCAAGAUCGGCAUCCCCAGUCAACAGCCCGGUAGCGGCGGUAUCGGGUAGACCUUCUAGCCCAACUCCUCCUGGAGGCCCAAAGACAGCAAUCAGAAGACGUGCGGCGGCAGAUCAAAAGGACAAGGUUGCAAAUGCGAGGCCGAGCAGUACCAGAGCGGCAGGUGCCGGGGGAAGUUCGAGUACUAUGUUGAGACUUUACACCGAUGAAUCUCCAGGAUUGAAGGUCGACCCUGUUGUCGUCUUGGUUCUUUCCCUCGUUUUCAUCUUCAGUGUUGUUGCCCUCCACAUCAUCGCAAAGGUUACACGCAAAUUCUCUUCUUAAAUUCGGUCUUUACAAUGUUGGAGCAGAGGAUAUGAGGGCGCGGUCGAGGGUCUUUGGCUGGAGAAGCGUCAAAAUGGUGCUUGGGAAUUCUUACGCUGGGUGAUGUGGAGUGGAGCAUAUAUGGUGCUCUUGUAUUAUAAGCAAUCUUUCAGGGGAUCAAAAGAAUUGAUGAACAUUUACUUUCGGGCUCUACGAUCAGCUUGUGAUUCUAUGGAUUGUGGAUAUUGUCUAGUUAUGGUAUAAUGGAGGAGAUUUAACGCGGACAAUUGACAAUCAUUCUGAGUGAUUCAAAACUCGUCACUG
Molecule: messenger RNA, 845 nt
Organism: Botrytis sinoallii
Lineage: Eukaryota; Fungi; Ascomycota; Leotiomycetes; Helotiales; Sclerotiniaceae
Exons: 4
Coding region: 210-542 (110 amino acids)
Biological process (GO): intracellular protein transport
Cellular component (GO): Sec61 translocon complex
Source: RefSeq, a predicted model, not a curated record